This is a messenger RNA of Humulus lupulus (European hop), 11528 nucleotides long. Its product is annotated as putative disease resistance RPP13-like protein 1. The transcript has 4 exons. Bases 144 to 3536 code for a protein of 1130 amino acids. Gene Ontology annotation, molecular function: ADP binding. Gene Ontology annotation, biological process: defense response to other organism. Lineage: Eukaryota; Viridiplantae; Streptophyta; Magnoliopsida; Rosales; Cannabaceae. The record is from RefSeq and is a predicted model, not a curated record.
CUCAUCUUAUUGCGCUUUUCAUCAGUAAGAAACCGUGUUUUCUUUUUUCUUCAAAGUCCAGUUGUUCCUCUCAGUAUCGCCAUUGCUGAUAAACAUUCAGAGAAUCAUUUACUGCACUUGCAAUUGAACAAGUGAGGAGAAUCAUGGCUGCAGAGUUGGUGGUUGGACCUGUUAUCUCUGCUUCCGUUGAGUUUCUGCUGAAGAAGAUCGUUUCUUCGGAAGUGGCAACCUUCUUAAGGGGAAAGAAAGAUUCUUGUUUCGAUAGGCUUCUUGACAAGCUGAAGACAACAUUCCUCUCUCUUGCUGAGGUACUUGGUGAUGCGGAGCAGAAGCAGAUGAGAAACCCGAGAGUCGAGGAGUGGCUGGACAAGCUUCAAGAUGCUUUGGAAGAUGCAGAGGAUCUGUUUGACGAAAUUGAAUAUGAUGCUCUCAAACGCAAGGUGGGAGCAGAGUACAAAAGCAAGGUAAGAAAGUUUUUCUCUAGUUUCAAUUCAACUGAUAAAGAUAGGGAGAAAGAUAUGGGGGAGCUUGUUGAGAGGUUGGAAACUUUUGAAAAACAAAGGUACAUCCUUAAUCUGCAAAAGGGUGUGGAGAGAAUCCAAUCAAAGAGGCCACUUUCAAUAUCAUCCAUAGAUGAUUAUGAAUUUUAUGGCAGAGAUGAUGAAAAGAAAAUUUUGAAAGAAACACUGAUGUCAGAUGAGGUGGGUAGUGAAAAGAUUUGUGUGAUUCCAAUAGUGGGUUUGGGUGGCAUCGGUAAAACUACUCUUGCUCAAGCUGCUUAUAAUGAUGAUGAAGUUAACAAACAUUUUGAACUCAAGGCAUGGGUUUGUGUGUCAGAUGAGUUUGAUGUUUGUAAGGUAACUAAAAUUGUCCAUGAAGCAAUAACUAGAGAUGCUUGUGAUGUUGAGAGCUUAAAUGUGAUGCAAGAGAAGAUACAACAAAGGUUGAAGGAAAAGAAGUUCUUGGUAAUUUUGGAUGAUGUUUGGUGUGAACAAUAUGAUUUUUGGGAUAAGAUGAGGAUGGUUUUCAAAGUGGGGGCUCAAGGUAGCAAAAUAAUCGUCACAACAAGGAGUCGUAAAGUUGCGUCUAUCAUGGGAACUACUAAAGUUCGCCAUCUGAAUGAGUUGAAUGAAGAAGCUUGCUUGAAGUUAUUUGUAAAAGUUGUGUCUCGCAAUGAAGAAUUUACUACGGAGUCAGACUUGGAGAGAAUUGGCAAAGAAAUUGUUAAGAAAUGCAAAGGCUUGCCAUUAGCUGUGAAAGCACUUGCAAGCCUCUUGUGUUUUACGGACGUCAAACAGUGGGAGAGAAUAGCUAAGAGUGAUAUAUUUGAUUUGCCAGUUGGAGGAGAAAAUAUUCUUCCAGCUUUGACAUUGAGUUACUAUUAUCUUCCAUUAUACUUGAAACGAUGCUUUGUUUAUUGUUCCAUGUUUCCCAAAGAUUAUGCAUUUACAAAGGAUGAGUUGGUCUCGCUAUGGAUGGUGGAUAAUCUAUUGGAACAUUCUAGUGGAAAUAUGACAAGAAAAGAAGUGGGAUAUGAGUAUUUCAAUGAUUUAGUUUCUCGAUCAUUUUUUCAACCUUUAAGUAGUACUUAUAAGAGUGAACAUUUUGUGAUGCAUGAUCUUAUGGUUGACUUGGCUAAUUUCGUUUCGAGAAAAAAGUUUAUUCACAUAGAGAGAAACAAGUCGUGUGAAAUUGGAUUGAUAAAGCAUACACGACACAUUGCCAUAGAUGGGAAGAAUGAUUUCCAUGAGUUAUUCAAGUCAAUUUCUGAAACAAUUUCUUUGCGUACAUUUUUGCCUCUUGUCUCAUCGUUGUACGAAAUGAACAAAAUAGAGCAGUAUGUGUUGGAAGAUUUGUCCAAGUUGAAGCGUUUGAGAUUUUUAUCUCUUAAGGGUUAUAUACACGUCAAUGAAUUGCCUAAUUCAAUUGGUGAAUUAAGGCAUCUCCGCUACUUGGAUGUGUCUUACACUUCAAUCAAAGAGUUGCCCAAAUCUUUCUGCUUGUUGUACAAUUUACAGACAAUAAAGAUACUUGGGUGUAAGGAUCUCACCAAGCUCCCUAAAACAUUUCAUCAUCUAGUUAAUUUGAGAUAUCUCGACAUCGACUGUCCUAAACUUUCUACUUUCCCACCACUCGGGCAGUUACCCGCUCUCGAAACUCUUUGGAUUGAAAACUGUGAUGCAAUAGAGACAGUGGGUCUUGAGUUUUAUGGGACUACUUCCACACCAUUUGUAUCAUUGGAAACCUUGGAAUUUAGAGGAAUGUCAAACUGGAAGGAGUGGUCAAUGCCGAAACCAAAUGCUGAAGCUUUUCCAAAGCUAAAAUCACUUGUUAUAAGCGUGUGUCCAAGCCUCGGAGGAGAUUUGCCAUACCUCUUACCCUCUUUGACAGAGCUUCGAAUUUUUAAAUGUCCGGAGCUUGGUUCUUCGCUUCCAAUGAUGCCCAAUGUUAAUGAAGUAAGCAUCCACCAGUGCGCGAAGCUUGCAGGAUUCAAAUCAUGCAAUGGUGUUCAGAAUUUUGAUCAAAGGUGUGUUCCUGCCAACUUGAGAAACCUAUUCAUCAGCCAUUGCGACAAUAUAGAGUUCUUACCGCCCUACGAAUACGAAUCCCUUCAACAGCUUUCAAUUGAGAAUUUUUCAAGCUCCUUCGAAUUGCUUCAUAUAGGUUCCUUUCCCAACAUUAGGAAGGUAGAAAUUCAAAAUUGUGAAUAUGUGGAGUCUUUCUCGCAAUUUAAUAGCCCCAUCAACUCUAUAUCUACUCUCUCUAUCCAUAGAUGUCCUAACUUCACAUUAUUACCAGAUAGCAACCUCCAUUGCCCAAUUCUGACUCAAAUGGAGCUCUCUGAUUGCAGCAAAUUAAGGUUUCUCCCUGAGAAAUUGCCUACUCUCCUCCCUUCUCUACAAGAACUAGUUAUCUACGAUUGUCCAGAGUUGGAGUCACUUCCGAGAUUUGGGUUGCCUCUCAGUUUGCGUGAGCUCACCAUUAAAGACUGCGACAAGGUGAUUGCGUCUCGAAAGAAUUGGAAUUUGCGAGCACUUCCCAAUCUGAUAAGCUUUGAUUUUGGAUGGUAUAAAGGUGAAGAUAUGGUGUCCUUUCUAGAGCAAGGGUUGCUGCCGACUAGUCUUACCUCCCUUAAAAUUGAUGGCGUUGCUUGUCUUAAAACCUUAGACGACAAGGGGUUUCAAGAGCUCACAUCCUUGAAAGAACUACACAUCUAUGGCUGCCCCAACUUGCAGUCACUUCCAGUGAAAGGGGUGCCGCCGUCUUUCGAAAGUUCACUGCCACCCUCUUUCGAAAGUUUCAUCUUGUGUGGUUGUUCUUUGCUUGAAGCAAACUAUGAAUGGAAGGAAGAAGAGUACUAUAAGAAGAUUUCUUGCAUCCCUCAGUCUCAAGUUCCCAUCAGCAGUCAGCCUCAGCCUCAAGUGCCCAUCAGUCCGCAGAAGCAAUCCUUUAGCUGGUUUGGGCCAAAAGCACUAUUGUUUCAAAUCGCUCUAACUCUCUUAUGUAUAUAUUUAUAUAUGUACUUCAAUCUGUGACAGCCGCAUGUGUGAACUGUGAAGUGAAAGAAAGUCCAGCCUUCAAUCUAUUUUUACAUACAUGUAUUGCUAGCAAAAAUACUUCUAUUAUUAUGUGUAAAGAUACAAAAAUUAAUAUAAUCGACACUUCAGGACACUCUGAUUUUGGAGGUCAUGGUGGAAGGGACUCUUUUAGAGGUAGAUUAUGUUGAGGGUCUAAUGCCACAAACAAGAGUUGUUUUGAAGAAAACUUUACAUGCUGUUGUGGUUGUUGUCCACAAGACUGAUGGACCUUCAGCUCGCCCAGAUUUUGUCAUUAAUCUUUUGAAAUUUUCUUUGAACUUAUGUGACAGAUGAACAGAUAUUUCUAGGAGUGGCAUUGUUGCAUUUCAAAUAUUAGAAUUAGUGCAGAAGAUUAAAGGAAGGCAUUUUUUGAGACUAUAUAAAAAGAUGCAUCCCUGGAUAAGGGUCUAAACCUGAUAAUCAGAAUUGAGAGUAGACAAAGGUUGACACGAUUACAAAGACUUCUAAGCUUGAUUUUUAUAAUACCUGAAUUUAUUUGAGUAAGGAAGGUUCUAUAAAAUGUUUUGCGAUGGAGCAGACCAAGGUUGAUACAGCAUCAUCUUGUAUCUCUUCAUUGAUUCAUUUUCUAUAUGUAUUCCUCUGGAAUCUAAGUUUUUAGCUUGCAGGACUUUUAUUUUGGCUAUUGGAUGUUAGAUAGUAAUCACACGACAUUUUUGAGUUGCCCAGUACAUCUUACAAUGAGGCUUUGAGAAAUAUGUUCCUAUGAACUUGCUUAAUCUUGUAAUCAUUUGAAACCAUAGUUAUUUGCUUUAGAAUGUUUAGCAUAUUAUAGUCCAAAAACACUAUCUAACUUCCAUGGAUGGAUAACAUUUCCUUUCUACUGAUUUGUGAAGUUUGAUUUUACUCUUGCUUAACCAUAUCUUGUUAGAAAUAUGUAAGUAGUGCAACUUUUGGGAAUUUUCCAAUUGAACUCUUGAAUUGUAUUGCUUUCCUAAGAUUCAUUAGCAAAAUCACCUAAAAAUGCAAUGUUUGAGGACUGGCUAUGAAAGUUGAAGAUGGCGAAACAACAGAACAGAUACAUUCAUUGUUAGUAGAAUAGUAGAUGUGGUACCUUAAAUAUUACAAUAUUGAUAAAAAAACAUAUAAGUAUAUAUAUUGUUGACAGUUAGAGAAAUAGAGUAUUAAUGAUUUGAUCUUUUGGGUUUCCUAGGGGCUUAGGAAUCGUUUCCUAUUCUGUAUUUAAUGGAGUGAUACUUGUAUAGCCUAUAUAUAGUGCUAGCCAUAAGGUGUAUAAAAAUAUAUCAGAAAAUAAAAAGAUAGUGGAGGUGAUUAGUUCUCACCAUUUUUCACAUGGUAGCUCUUCUCCGACCCUCUCUGUCCAUUCCAGCAACUGCCAUUUUUUCCGGCGAAUCCGUCUCAGUCACCGAUCUCGGCAAGAACCAGUCCGACGUCCGAUCACACGGCCAGCCCAACUGCUGAAGCCCUCGGACGGCCAGCCAUGACGCAACCCGACCCCUGUCGCUCUACUCCGGCGUCGUCUCUAGUCAAUACUCCGGCAUCGCACAACCCCAGGCAGCUCUCCAAAGGUCUCGGGCAAUCCAGUCCGGCGUUGCGACACUCUGGCAAUUUUUUUUUUUUAACACUUGGCCCCCCGUAUCCCUCAGAGUCUCUCUCCAGCUACUGUUCCUCCAGACUAAAGCCCAGUAGCCCAAGGUACUCUUCCAGGCCCAAGUUGUUGUUCCAAGCCCAAGCUUUUUCCCAACUGUUCCAGGCCCAAUUUUUUGUUUUGUUUUGCUUACUGUUCAAUUGCUCAGAGUAGUGCUGAGGCUUUCAAAGCAAUAGCAAACAGACUAUUGUGAUAACAAGGCUGCCAUCAGAAUUCCUAAUAAUCUCGUCUAACAUGAUUGAACAAAGCAUGUGGAGAUUGAUCGUCAUUUCAUCAAGGAAAAGCUUGAGGCAGGAUCUAUUUGUUUGCCCUUUAUGCCAACGUCUUUAUUGAUCGCUGACAUUUUUACGAAGGGAUUGUUCAAACCAAGUUUUGAAUCUUGUAUUAGCAAGUUGGGAUUGAUUGAUAACUUCAAUCGAACUUGUAAUGUCCCACGUCACAUUGGCUGCUUCCUAGAAUGACGACUAACCCUACAAACCAACACGAGUCUUUCCAGCGUGUUUUGUCCUCAGUCGCACGUUUUCUGGAAAAACUUCCCAGGAGGUCACCCAUCAUAAGAUUGCUCCAGGUCAAGCACGCUUAACUUUAGAGUUCUCAAGUGAUGGGCUACCGAAAAAAAGAUGCAUCUUGUUGGCAUAGGUAGUACUCAUCAAUCUAUUUAAGCCUUAUUCAACUGUGUAGUUUCAUACCUACACAGUAUUAGAAUCAUCACACUUCACCUUCCCUGGGCGAUGUGGUAUUGUACAGUUUUUUACCCAGUCUUUCCCCCUGUGGAUUACGGGAUUCUAACCGUCACAAUCACCCCCUUUAGGAGUCUGCCGUCUCUGUCGGCCACACUUCUGGCUGGGUCAAGUCUCUGAUACCAACUUGUAACACCCUCGCUUAUUUUAGCUAAAACCAUAUCUAAGGUGUUACGUUUUAAAACUAUAUCAUAAUUACUUUCAGAGGAAGUCUGAAUUUUUUUUUAAAGAAAACUUAUUUCACAUUAUUUAUAAUAAACAUAACUCCACACUUUAUUACAAACAUACACACUAAUAAACUGAAAUAACCUACAAAAGGUCGAUAUGUUCAUAUGUGCAAAUCAGGGUUAGGACCAUGCUUCAGUUCUCCUUUGUCAUUCACUCAUUUCUUUCUCUACCUGCAACACAAGACAACUGUGACCUUAAAGCUCAGUAAGUAAAGUAAUGCAUGCAAUGCUAAUGAUUACCCAAUGUCAAUGAACAUACACAACUUUUUAAAUUUUGGGCCCCUUAAUAUUGUGCACACUGUUUGAUUAGGCCAAUGCCUGCAGGACUUGUUACACAUACAAUAUAAAAUCCCAUGGGUUCUCCUCCGGCUAGCCAUCACCACAGUAGGGCGCAUUAAAAACCUUAUUCCAUCGUUGCCUCAUCGGGCUCAAGAGUUAAGGCGGCCACACACUGUGAUGUCAAUACAUAUAACAAUAAUUCGUAUGGAGGAGAAAUAAAAACGGGAACAUAGCAAACAAUAUAAUUGGUUCACUGAAACCUAGCCCAAAUUAUUGGGCUGCCACUAUGAGCCUAACUAUAGAUCUAUGUUUACACUUACAAUCUCAUUUGCCUUUUCAAAACAGUGGCACUGAACUUAAACUUCUUAUUACAACUUACUUUUAUGUUGCAUAAAACUUGCCAAUGCAUCACAUAAUAUCAUGCAUGGUCUUUUAUCAUACAAUAAUUCACCAUAUUACUAUUAUGUCAUGCAUACAAAUUUAUGAUGAAGUGUCAAUGUAUGUUAAUACCACUUACUCACAACAUAUUCAUAUAAUGCAUACUUUCACAUAACAUGGAAUUCUUCUGUUGCAGUUGAGUACUUCACUUACCUUCUGUCCAAAACAUAUUUCAUUGUGUAACAAGUGGUGUCUUAGGUGUUGAUGUGCUUAUCCUGCAAAUGGCAAGAAUUUCACAUCAUAAUGAUGGCAGUAAGGUAUUGAACUAUCAUUUAAAAAUAUCCAUAAAACAUCAUAUCUAAAUCAUGCCUAAAUUGCCUUAAACCACUUGGAUCGAGCGUUAGAUUUAUCUUAGACACUUGGAGAAAUUUUGACAGAGUUUCUCCUUAAUUUUAGCUAUCCCCAAAUAUCAAAAUCAAUCAUUAGUCAACAUCAAAUAACUUUCCAUAACCACAUAUCCCAAAUACCAACAUAAUUCAUCACAAAUUUAUCAUAUACCGAUUUUGAUAAAAUUCUAAAUUUCCAAGAUCAUCACCCAAAUUAAAUGAGUCAAAGUCUAUUCAAACAUUUCUAAACAUAUAUAUUCUCUUAUAAACUCAAUCAAAUAAUAAAAAAUCAGUUUGUACUCCAAGAACCACAAAAACCUCAUAAUACACAAAAUUUCACUUACCGAGCAACUUUUUGGCGAAAGCAAUCUAUUCUAGCUUUUCUAAACCUCAAACCACUUGGAAACCAUUAAGAAAUGUCUUUAAAAAAAAUAAAACACCAUCGAUAAGCUCCCAGCAAAAUUCAAAAACGUGGUUUAACUUCCAAGUACAAGAACUUACCAUAAAAAGGCCAAAACUAAGCUUAAUCCACUUCUUUGGCUUUGAUUUAACUUGGAUCUUCUUAGAAUCUCUUCAAGCAAGCCAAUAAAUGUUUUUGGUUUUCUUUUCUCUCUAUUUUUCAGAGUCUUUGGUCGUGGAAAGUGAUAAGGUUGAUGACAAUCCUUUACUUUCAAUGAUUUGGCCUUAUUGUAUCAAAAUUUGAUACUUUUCACCUUGUCAUUUCACUUUUUGACUUAUGAAAAUCUUAUCACUUCAAUAAUUUCGACAUAGUCAUCUGCUAGGCCUAUUUUCCUUAUGCGUGAAACACUCACACCAAACCUUAGGUCCAUAUGAGUUCAUACACAAUAGUUAUGAUUACUCGAUUGAGCGUAGUACACUUAUGCUAAGCUCGUUUUGACUUUGCGUCAACACCACUGAUUAUGUAUACCUCCCAUCAAAACUUGAUCUAAUGGUUCUAAAACCAUUUUUACUUAAUCAAUGAGACCUUAAUCAUACCUCAAUUUUAUGUAGUAUAUCCACUAAUACUCAAUUUUACACCGAAAUACUAGUAAUCAACAUUGUACUAUUUUUCACCGCUUAACAUCUUUUGCCUUCUAUAUCUCACUUUUCUCACUUGAUUUCAUGUCUUGUCCAUAUUUGUCAUCAUUUCUUAUAUCUUAAGCACAUAAAACACCUAUAGAAACAACUCAAACGCCACAAGGUUAAUAAUAUUAAACAUACACAUAGACAUCAUUUACACAACUUUUAUACUUAUACAUGAAAAUAUUUAUAAGAAUAAGCAUAUGCUCAAAUUACACAUAUUGUAUGAUAUAUAAUGAAAUGCAAUCAUGUGAUUAUUGGCUAUAUUAUAUCAAAAUAAUGUGGGUGCUACAAUCCUCCACACCUUAUAAAAAUUUCGUCCUCGAAAUUCUCUUACCCAAAUAACUCUGGGUAUUUGGAUCUCAUUUCAUCUUCUCGUUCCCAUGUCAUUUCCUCAAUAUUUGAACUUCUGCACAAGACCUUAACCAGUGAAAUCUUCUUAUUUCUCAACUUUUUCUCUUUUCCGUCAAGAUUUUUCACUGGUUUUUCUUCAUAUGUUAGGUCCUUUUCAACUUCUAUUGGCUCGUAAUUUAGCACAUGUGAGAGAUCUGGAAAAUAUUUUCUCAAUAAUGAUACAUAAAAAACAUUGUGGACAUUCGACAAUGAUGGUGGUAAUGCCAGUCUAUAGGCCACCUUUCCCACCUUUUCUAAUACUUCAAAAGGUCCAAUAAAUCUCGGGCUUAACUUUCCUUUCUUUCAAAACCUCAUUGCUCCCUUCACAGGGGCAAUUUUCAGAAUAUCUUGUCCUCAACAUUGAGCUCCACAUCUCUUCGCUUUCGAUCAGCAUAACUCUUUUGUCUACUCUGAGCAGUUAACAUUCUUUUUCUUAUUUUCUCUACUGCUUCAGUUGUCCUUCUGACAAGAUCUGGACCAAGAUACUUUCUUUCUCCCAUUUCAUCCCAAUGAAUUGGUGACCUGCAUUUUCUACCGUGUAACAUUUCAUAUGGUGCUACACCAAUCGUUGUAUGAAAGCUAUUGUUAUAAGAAAACUCUAUCAAACACAAAUACUUCUCCCAUGAUUCUUGAAAAUCUAAGACACAAGCUCGGAGCAUAUCUUUAAGAGUUUGAAUGUUCCUUUCAGAUUGUCCAUCAGAUUGGGGGUGAUAUGCUGCAGUAAACUUUAAUCUUGUGCCCAAUGCUCUUUGCAAACUUUCCCAAAACAAUGAAGUAAAUAGAGCAUCCUGAUAUGAAAUUAUAGAUACUGACACUCCAUGUAAUCUAACAAUCUCCUGAACAUAUAAUUCAGCCUACCGAUCCAUAAUAUAAGUCAUGCAUACUGGAAGAAAGUGUGCUGAUUUGGUAUAUCGGUCUACUAUAACCCAAAUAGCAUCAUGUUGUUUAGAAGUCUUUGACAAUCCAACUACAAAAUCCAUGGUAAUCUCUUCCCAUUUCGACUCUGGUAUCUGUAUUGAUUGUAGUAAUAGCCUGCUAAUCUAAAAAAACUCCUUACUUCUGAAACCUUUGUUGGUCUAUUCCAUUUACCAUCAGCUUCAAUCUUUGAUGGAUCCACCAAAAUACCAUCUUUUGAGACUAUAUGGCCCAAAAAUGCCACCUUCUCUAGCCAAAAUUCAUAUUUCUUAAAUUUGGCAUAUAGUUGUUUUUCUUUUAAUUUCUCCAACGUGAGUCAGCCUCCGGGUUUUGAAGAAUCUUUCUAUACAACCAAAGUCUAAGCUAAACAAUUCACUCUAUGGCUUCAAACAAUCUCCUCAAGCAUGGUUCAAUCAUUUUCUGAAAGCAGUCAAAGGGUUUGGAUACAUGCAAUAUCAAACUGAUCACACUUUCUUUAUUAAGUAAACACUCAAGAAAGGGGAAAAUGUCAGUGUUGAUUGUGUAUGUUGAUGACAUGAUUGUCAAUAGUAACUACACUAAAUAAAUGACUUCAAACUCCUUUGCCAACAUUUCUUUUCAAGGAUCUCGGUGCACUUGAGUAUUUUUUUGGUAAUGAAAUUUGCUAGAAGCAAAAGAGGUAAUAAUGUGUCCCAAAGAAAAUAUAUUCUUGACCUGCUGGUUUACUACAAUCAAUACAGAUAUCAGAGUGGAAAUGGGAAGAGAUUACCAUGGAUUUUGUAGUUGGAUUGCCAAAGACUUCUAAACAACAUGAUGCUAUUUGGGUAAUAGUAGACCGAUAUACCCAAUCAGCACAUUUUCUUCCAAUACGCAUGACUUAUACUAUGGAUCAGUGGGCUGAAUUAUAUGUUCAUGAGAUUGUUAGAUUACAUGGGGUGCCAGUAUCUAUAAUUUCAUAUCAGGAUGCUCGAUUUACUUCAUUGUUUUGGGAAAGUUUGCAAAGAGCAUUGGGCACAAGAUUGAAGUUUACUACGACAUAUCACUCCCAAUCUGAAAGGACCAUUCAAACUCUUGAAGAUAUGCUCCGAGCUUGUGUCUUAGAUUUUCAAGGAUUAUGGGAGAAGUAUUUGUGUCUGAUAGAGUUUUCUUAUAACAAUAGCUUUCAUGCAACGAUUGGUGUAGCACCAUAUGAAAUGUUAUACGGCAGAAAAUGCAGGUCACCAAUUCAUUGGGAUGAAAUGAGAGAAAGAAAGUAUCUUGGUCUAGAUCUUGUCAGAAGGACAACUGAAGCAGUAGAGAAAAUAAGAAAAAGAAUGUUAACUGUUCAGAGUAGACAAAAGAGUUAUCCUGAUCGAAAGUGAAGAGAUGUGGAGUUCAAUAUUGGGGACAAGGUAUUUAUGAAAAUUGCCCCUAUGAAGGGAGCAAUGAGGUUUUGAAAAAAAGGAAAGUUAAGCCCGAGAUUUAUUGGACCUUUUGAAUUAUUAGAAAAUGUGGGAAAUGUGGCCUAUAGACUGGCAUCACCGCCAUCAUUGUCGAAUGUCCACGAUGUUUUUCAUGUAUCAUUAUUGAGAAAAUACUUUCUAGAUCUCUCACGUGUGCUAAAUUACGAGCCAAUAGAAGUUGAAAAAGACCUAACAUAUGAAGAAAAAUCAAUGAAAAUUCUUGACAGAAAAGAGAAAGAGUUGAGAAAUAAGAAGAUUUCACUGGUUAAGGUCUUGUGCAGAAGUUCAAAUAUUGAGGAAAUGACAUGAGAACGGGAAGAUGAAAUGAUAUCCAAAUACCCAGAAUUAUUUGGGUAAGAGAAUUUCGAUGACAAAAUUUUUAUAAGGUAUGGAGGAUUAUAGCACCCACAUUAUUUUGAUAUAAUAUAGUCAAUAAUCACAUGAUUGUAUUUCAUUACAUAUCAUACAAUAUGUAUAAUUUGAGCAUAUGCAUAUUCUUAUAAA